Messenger RNA from Clupea harengus (Atlantic herring), 1678 nucleotides. Its product is annotated as cytosolic 5'-nucleotidase 1A-like. Gene Ontology annotation, cellular component: cytosol; cytoplasm. Lineage: Eukaryota; Metazoa; Chordata; Actinopteri; Clupeiformes; Clupeidae. Gene Ontology annotation, molecular function: 5'-nucleotidase activity; magnesium ion binding; nucleotide binding. The record is from RefSeq and is a predicted model, not a curated record. Gene Ontology annotation, biological process: nucleotide metabolic process; adenosine metabolic process.
UUCACUGUCAUUGAUUUAAUAUGACUUUCACUGAUAUCAUAAUGGAAUAUAGCCAGGACAGCCUUACAGAGUCGCGUCGUGUUGCAUCACGUCGUGUUGCAUCGCGUCGAGGUCUGUCUGAUCCCAAAAUUCAUAGUUUACCCACCUCUAAUUUUACCACUACAGCACUGACUCCGAGCACAACAAAAAGAGCACUGUUCUGUUUUCCAUGCCUUCUUUUUGGAAAUACUACUAAUGCAGACUCAGUUUUGACAAAUGAUGGAUAUAAAGACCUGAAGCAUCUAGCAGAAAGAACGGUGAAACAUGAGAGUAGUACAAGUCAUAUCAAUUGCGGCAUGAAAUAGGGACUAUUGGGAGGGGUCAACAUCAUGGCACAGAUAGAUAGUGCUUAUCAGCGGAACAUUUUAGAGCACAACAAGCAGACUGGGGAGGCUGAUAUCGUGCCUAAAGCUCUGUGGGAAGUGCGAACUGGGCCUGCAUGGUCACGGCGAGUCAGCCGACUCAGUAAACCCAGGCAUUUUUGAGACGAUGUGCGAGGGUGACACCAGGCUGAAAAGACACUACGAUUCGGCCUAACAAUUGAAUGGUUUUGCCAGAGUGGCUCAGGAAGCACUGUGGGCUACCUGAAAGCCUACAUGACUGACCUCUACCUCUCCGAGGACUCAGAGAAGGUUAAAGAGGCCAUAGAGGAGCGUUUUGCUGCUGCUACUAUGUUUGCCUGUGACAACAUGAACGAGCUGAGUGACAAACAGCUACGUAUAGCCUUUGAUGGAGAUUGCGUUCUGUUCUCAGACGAAUCAGAGAUCAUAACAAAGACACAAGGACUUGACGCAUUCUUUGACAAUGAAAAGAAAUUUGAGAACAAGCCCCUUGCACAGGGGCCUCUGAAAGGAUUUCUGGAGGCAGUGUGGAAACUUCAGCAAAAGUUCUACGCCAAGCGUCUGAGCUGUCCCAUCCGCACAUACCUAGUGACCUCUCGGAGUGCAACCAGAGGAGGAGCUAGAGUCCUGAAGACCUUCAAAAGCUGGGGCCUGGAGGUGGAUGAAGCAAUGUUCUUGGCAGGGUCUCCCAAGGGACCCUUGCUGCAAACGAUUAGGUCUCAUAUCUUCUUUGAUGAUCAAAUGUCCCACAUUGAGGGGGCCCGAAAACUAGGAACAAUCGCUGUUCAUGUGCCUUAUAGCAUUAGGAAUCUCCUACAGGAAACCACACCAAUAAAAUCUUAGUGUCCAUAUCUCUAUAGCCUAUAGGUAUGAAGCCGCAUUAUGGAGUUUUUGUCUAAAACUAGCGAGCUUACUAUUUAAAAAGCAUGCAAGAAACCUUGCAAACACUGCCAGCAGCUCAGUUGGCACAGAUAAAAGCUAAAUAAUAUAACAUAAAUAAUGUUAACAUGCUAACUGGCAUCUUUUGCUCUGAAGGUUUUUCUUACUGGGUUUUACUUACUGGGUGUUCCAGACUACAGAACUACAUAGUGCAUAGUCUGGACAACUAAUGGGAAGGAUAGGUGUGUUUAUGUCCUUCACAUAUGAAGAUGAUACCGAAAGUAGUGGCUUAUAAAAACAUACCUCGAAAAGUUGCAAAUUGUUGCACGAUGUUUGCUUAAAGUAAGGCUAUUUUUACCAUUGAUUAAUGCUUCAUAUUUUCCAUUUUGACCUUAUCAUAAUAAACGUAUUUAUCACAA